AUGAAGUUCGGGAAGGUGUUUGCAUUCGCCUUGGCUUCCUCGCCCUUCGCGCUUGCCAAGCCUCAUGUCUGGCGUCGACAGGCUGCCGGGGACACCUGCAAGAUUCAACUCAACCAGGGCAGCGGCGGCCGGAAGAUUGCUAUUGUCCUGGACUCUUCUGGGUCCAUGUCCUACAAUGAUCCUCAGGACCUGCGAAUUACUGCAGGGAAGGCCUUGAAUGCCCAACUUGUUAUGGGGCAAAAUGCCGACCUUGUAACUGUUGUCGACGGUGUCGCAAAAGCCAUUGCUGAACUCACCAAGCCCGGAAAUGAUCCCACAGCCGACCGAUCCGGCAUCGUCGUUCUCACCGACGGCGAAGAUUCCGACCUCGACUUCCUCAUUCAGCAGAUUGAACUAGCCGCCACCCACGGCAUCCGCGUAAGCUUCGGUUUCCUCGCCCCGCCCGACUCUUUCUCAGAGCCUCGACUUGAAACCGCCAUCCUAAAGACGGGCGGAACAUUCAUGUCCUUCGACGACGCCGCCAACAUCCAGCCGUGGCUCUUCCUCCUCCUCAGCAACGGCCUCACCGCCAACGACCACAACGCCGGUGCCGACCAGCCCCUCCUCUCGGGAAUUACCAUUGCCAAGCUUACGGGCUCGCAGCCCGUCUCGUUUUCGUAUGCUUCGAGGAGUGGCGAGGAGCUCGUUUUCACAGUCCAGUCGCUUUCUGCCCAGGCUCUUGAGGCUGAUCUCCAGGAUGCGUCGGGCAAUUCUAUUGCUAAGAACGCGACCGGGACUGGGCCAGCGACACUUAGUUAUAAUGCUACUGCCGAGGCUACUUUGAAGCUCGUUGUUUCGUCUACCAACUCGACGUCCGAGGGCGUUUUCCAGGUUUCGCUUAACUCGUCGCUGGGUAUUUCGGGUUGCACGCUUCCUAACCGAACUACUAUUCCUUCUGAUUACGGCAAGAAUAGCACCGGUACUGGUUCUGGCAAUGGCAAUGGUACUACUAAUGGCCAGGGUAAUGGGGGCAAGUCCUGCCCCGGAACUUGCCACGGCUCUAGCUCCGGCUCUGGUUCUGGUUCUGGUUCUGGUUCUGGUUCUGGUUCUGGAUCCGGUUCUGGACCCGGUUCUGGCCCUGCUCCAGUCGGCCCUUCAGUGGUGCCUGGCUCGCCUACUGGCGGGAAGAGUCUUCCUACUGUUGUGACUGCUGCUGCCGACAAGAUUGUUAGGGCUAGUUUCUGGGUUGUUGGUCUCGGCCUCAUCGGUUUCUUCUUGUAA
This is a messenger RNA of Scedosporium apiospermum, 1260 nucleotides long. RefSeq lists its product as uncharacterized. The record is from RefSeq and is a predicted model, not a curated record. Lineage: Eukaryota; Fungi; Ascomycota; Sordariomycetes; Microascales; Microascaceae. The transcript is spliced from 2 exons. Bases 1 to 1260 code for a protein of 419 amino acids.